Anopheles maculipalpis is the source of this 1261-nucleotide messenger RNA. It is a transcript of the gene eIF3m, whose product is annotated as eukaryotic translation initiation factor 3 subunit M. Gene Ontology annotation, molecular function: translation initiation factor activity. The transcript is spliced from 5 exons. The record is from RefSeq and is a predicted model, not a curated record. NCBI's taxonomy places the organism in Eukaryota, Metazoa, Arthropoda, Insecta, Diptera, Culicidae. Gene Ontology annotation, biological process: cytoplasmic translational initiation. Bases 82 to 1239 code for a protein of 385 amino acids. Gene Ontology annotation, cellular component: eukaryotic translation initiation factor 3 complex; cytoplasm.
AGACCACAAAGAAGACGAAUCUUUGCGACGUGUUGUUCGAUUGCAAGUGCGUGAAUUUCAUCGUAAAAAAUCGACUGCACAAUGCAAGGACCGGCCGUAUUUAUCGACGCUGAGAUCGACGAUCAGGCCCAGGAGCUGCGACAGUUUUUGAAGCAGCAGGGCGCCGAAAUCAGCGAAGAAAAAUCGACCAAGGGCAUCGAGGAUGAUCUGCACAAGAUUAUCGGUGUGUGCGAUGUGUGCUUCAAGGACAAUACGCAUUCGCCGGAAGAAAUCGAUGCCGUGCUGAACAGCAUCGUUUCUAUCAUCGUGUCAAUACCGUUGGAGCGGGGUGAAAACUUGAUCCUGUCGUUCUGUGACAAGAUGACGAAAGCGAAGGAAACGAACCUUGCUCGGGUGUGUCUGCAGUCCUUGUGGCGCUUGUUCAGCAACCUGGAGGUGACUUCUCCUCUCCGGUACCAUGUCUACUACCAUCUAGUGCAGGUAGCAAAGCAGGUAAACCAGGUGAAGGAAGUGUUCACUGGAGUCGAGCAGCUGAAGGCUCAAUUCGCCCAGUGUCCUCCCUCAAAUGAGCAAAUGCAAAAGCUCUACCGUCUACUGCAUGAAGUGCUGAAGGAUACCAACAGCGAGCUAGCCUCGAAAGUAAUGAUUGAGCUGCUCGGAACGUACACCGCCGAGAAUGCAUCGUACGCACGUGAGGACGCGAUGAAAUGCAUCGUGACAGCGUUAGCCGAUCCCAACACCUUCCUGCUUGAUCCGCUGCUUUCGCUGAAGCCGGUCCGAUUUCUUGAGGGUGAGCUCAUCCACGACCUGCUCUCCGUGUUUGUGUCGGAAAAGCUGCCAAGCUACCUGGAGUUCUACAAGCACCACAAGGAGUUCGUCAAUUCACAAGGUCUGAAUCACGAACAAAACAUCAAGAAAAUGCGUCUUCUAUCCUUCAUGCAACUUGCCGAAAGCAAUUCGGAGAUGUCCUUCCAGCAGCUGCAGGACGAGCUGCAGAUUAAGGAGGAGGAAGUGGAACCGUUUAUCAUCGAAGUGUUGAAAACGAAGUUGGUACGUGCACGGAUGGAUCAGCGUUCCCGCAAGGUUCACAUUUCCAGCACAAUGCACCGAACGUUCGGUCGUCCCCAGUGGCAGCAGCUGCGUGAUUUGCUGCUCUCGUGGAAAUCUAAUCUUACGCUUGUUCAGGAAAAUAUCAACUCGGUAGCUGCCGCUCAGAUGGAGCUAUCCCAGCGUCAGUGAGUUGUGUAGGGGUGUGUCCCAC